AUGAAGGGGGUGGCCCCGUCCGCUGCAUUUUGCCCCACAGCCCCGAGACACCUCUGCCCGCAGGGGGUUCAAGCGGCCUUCCUGGAGUCCAGGACGGACGUCCAAUCAGGCGUCGCGACGUCGGGCGCCACUCUCCGGACCAAGCUGGACGGCGUGAAGACGUACAUGCGCAUGCGCCGGGUUCCGAACCACCUGCAGGUGAAGGUGAUCAAGUGGUUCGACUACCUGUGGCUCACGCAGAAGUGCUCGGACGAGGAGAAGGCCGUCAGCUGUCUGCCUGACAAGCUGAAGGCGGAGAUCGCCAUCAACGUGCACCUGGACACCUUGAAGAGGGUCGAGAUCUUCCAGAACACCGAGGCGGGCUUCCUGUGCGAGCUGGUGCUGCGACUGCGGCCGGUGCUCUUCUCCCCGGGCGACUACAUCUGCAGGAAAGGCGAGGUGGGCAAGGAGAUGUACAUCGUGAACCACGGCCGGCUGCAGGUGGUCGCCGACAACGGCAAGACCGUGCUGGCCACCUUGAAGGCCGGCUCCUACUUCGGAGAGAUCAGCAUCCUCAACAUGGGCACCGCAGGCAACCGGCGGACGGCGUCGGUGCGCUCCGUGGGCUACAGCGACCUGUUCGUGCUGUCCAAGAAGGACAUGUGGGACGUGCUGAAGGAGUACCCGGCGGCGCGCGUGCGCCUCGAGGUCAUCGCCGUCAAGCGCCUGGAGAAGUACAAGCGCGCGCCGCUCGAGAGAGGUUUGUCCCUGGCGUCCAGGAGCGCGCCGCUUGCGAUCCUCGCGACUCAGAACUGCCCCGCGAUGGGGCGCAGCCACUCCACGCCGGGCCUCGUGGAGUCAAGGGGGCGGGUGCCCUUGGAGGACAUGUGGGUCUCGCCCUUGGAGCCCUUGCUGAGGGACGGGUCGUCGCUGGGACCCCCGCCGUACUCCGCCAACUCCUUCAGCCCGGCGCACAGUCCCACGUCCAGCAGGUCACUGCCAGCGCACAUCCGCACCGCGGAGUCCCCCAUGUCGGCCACGUCAAGUGGCCAGUCGUCGGAUGAGGACCACCGAAGAGUCCACUCCACACGUCACCAUGUGCCUCAGACUGCCAGAGCAGGCAGAGCAGCCCGCGGGUACGGCUCGUGCGACACGCAGGCGCACCAGGCCGGCGGCCACUACGGGGACAGCACCACCCCCACGCAGCUGCUGGAGACCACCCCAUUGGUCGCCUCCUGCACCAGCGAGCACUCGUCCGCGUCCCCGAUAAGCGGCGACGUGCCGGCGAAGGCUGCUGCAGGAAUGCUGCUGUCUGCCGGGAGUCUGUCGCACAUCUGCCACGAGGGGAGCUCGGAGACGACGUCCCUCAUGUCACACGAGGCCUUAAUCUCGGAGAUCAAGCGGCUGCGGCAGCGCCUGGUCGUGCUCGAGACGGAGAACGCGGCGAUGAGCGUGAAGCUGAACCAGCAGCAGUGGGAGGUCGAGCACCGGCUGGCCGAGAUCGAGAUGCAGAUCUGCGGCGCCAGCAGCGGCGGCUCCAGCACCGAGGACAACGAGCGCAACCGCGAGUCCAUCAUUUAA
Messenger RNA from Bacillus rossius redtenbacheri, 1560 nucleotides. Its product is annotated as cyclic nucleotide-gated cation channel beta-1. The record is from RefSeq and is a predicted model, not a curated record. Gene Ontology annotation, cellular component: plasma membrane; intracellular cyclic nucleotide activated cation channel complex. Gene Ontology annotation, molecular function: intracellularly cGMP-activated cation channel activity; protein-containing complex binding; cGMP binding. Gene Ontology annotation, biological process: monoatomic cation transmembrane transport. The coding region runs from base 1 to 1560 and encodes 519 amino acids. Lineage: Eukaryota; Metazoa; Arthropoda; Insecta; Phasmatodea; Bacillidae. The transcript is spliced from 9 exons.